Messenger RNA from Cataglyphis hispanica, 3783 nucleotides. RefSeq lists its product as uncharacterized. Lineage: Eukaryota; Metazoa; Arthropoda; Insecta; Hymenoptera; Formicidae. The record is from RefSeq and is a predicted model, not a curated record. Bases 1 to 3714 code for a protein of 1237 amino acids. The transcript has 4 exons.
AUGACAGACGACCAGCUAUGUGUAUCGUUUAGGAACGAAGAAACAUUAUCGACAAAUUCAUGUACAAGACAAAAUGCGGCAUUUGAUUUAGAGACAUAUGGGCCUUAUCUCGACAAGAUUCGAGAGAUCUUCGUGCCCAGCUUGGAAUACAGAAUUCAUUGCUUGUUGGAAGAGUUCGUAUACAGCAGGGAUUCUCGAUGGGCGAUACAAUUUCCAUAUUUCAAGAAAUUCAUCGACACGAUAGCCACUUGGAGAGAUCCUUUAAUUAAAGCGGCCGAAUACGAUAUCGGAACGAUGGAGAAAACGAUAAGAAGUACCGUCAAACGUGUAGUGAAAGAAGACUUGGUUACCAGCUUCCUGGAUUCUAUUACUCUGCAUUAUAGACUGAAUAAAAUUUGUCGCGAACUUGACGCGCUGGGAAUCGAGGACAAUAUCUUGCGAAACCUGAACGUAUGGAACUUUGUCAACGAGAAGUAUUAUCGAGCGGAUCACGAUUACAUUACGAAUCCUCAUACUGUGGUGAAUUGUAACGCGAAUUCAAGCAACGUGACGAUAUCGCCUUGCGACGCGAAAGAAUCGGCCAGGUGUAAAAAAGCUAUCGAAUUAACCACGCACGAUCUUUAUUGUAAAAAAAAUAUCGAGCAACCAACAACAUCGGAUUGUCAAUCGAUAUAUCGACAGAUUAUCGAUGCAAAUCAUGAUCUUCGACAGCAAACAGAAGAUGAUUUUACACACAACGCAAUGAUGUCGCAAAAUGAUGAUAAGAUCGUCGAAUCUGUCAACGAGGAACCUUGCGAUGCCGAAUCCGCGAAGAUACAGAGCGUUUGUAAGAGAUUAAAGAUGAUCGUCCGUAAGAUGUAUCCAGAGGAUUGCAGCUGUCCAACAUAUUUAAGAUCUAUCGUCACACACUUGGUCUUACCUUGCAAGCCGAGCGAUUUGAUUGGGCGAAUAUUCGAUGCCGAUCCGUCUUUAAUGGAAUCUUGCUUCAUAGUGAUGAAGCGAAAAUUUCUAAUCAGCGUGUACAACGUCUGCUCGUGUCUCAACGAUAUUCUCGAUAAAUUAGAUGUCAAGUUCACGAAGAUAUUGUAUCUCAAUUGCGAGAUAUAUCCCGGAUAUAUCCGCUUCAGAUUGAAAAACGGUAACGACAAUAAAUGCUUAUUCGUCGCCAGGAUACCGAUAUGUCAAAAUGUUCGUAGACGUACGAUUCUACGGAAUUCCGCCAUCUCGAUUCGUAAAUCAAAGCUGAGUACGGAUGCGAAAGAAUCGAAGUGUUGUGAACGAUGCAACGAUCACGAUAACGAUAUACUUACAUGUAUCGAUGAAGAAAGUCAAGAGUUGGAUGACACAUGCUGUUCACAAUCGAAUCGAAACGUAAAAGACACGGCGAUAAAUAUAUCACGAGACGAGACUGGAAAUGAAAACAAAGAAGCAAUUACAUUCACGAUUACGGAAUGUGUUCCGAAGUGUCUUCAAGAUCUUACAACCUUUUGCUGUAACAAAUCUCGCGAAAACAUUGCCGAAGAAAUAUGUGACGUAACGUCGCACAAUGAUAAUUUGAAGGAAAUAAAUAGAAAGUGUCAGAAGAUCUCGGAUUCGAUAGAAAUCGAUUGUCAAAACGAUGCGGAGAUAUCAAUUACAAUGACGAACGACGAUGACUCAAAUACGAGAUUGAUCGACGACGCGAGUUGCGUGUGUUUAUUGUCUGAGAAUUUCGCCGAAACGAAUUACGAGAUGGAAAAUAUUUGUGGCAACAAAGAACCGGAUGAUUUCUCGCAACACGAUCGUUCUCAUUCGUUGGACGAAAAAUCAAAUUUGGAAGACGAAGAUUGCAACGUUAAUACAUGUAGUAUCGUGUCAUUCGUACAAAAUUCCGAGCACGACAAACAAUUGGUGGAAUUAAAUUGCAAUCGUUUCUUGUGCAAUGAUAUCGGAGCGAUCGAUAAACGGUCGGAGGACGAUGGCUCGGCAAAGGCAGAAAUUGGAUGCGACUCGUGCUGUUUCUCGAAUCAUGGAGACGAUUUUAUAGACAUCACCGUCAUCGAUAAUAUUUCGUCUCGGGAUGAUCUUGAAACUUGCAGCGCGUAUUGUUUCAAACCGAUGAGGGUAUCAUCUGAGAAUGAUUUGUUGGCGAAUGAUUGUUCCGUUCAAACGCCCAGAUUACGGGUGUCAUCGAAAGGUAUCAGCGUGAAUGUGAGUUAUCCUCAAGCUGUAAUUUGGAUGGCAUCCGGUGACGAUGGACACACAUCUACAAAGACACGCGACAGAAUCCGCGUGGUGAACCCGAAGAAAGGGCCUGAAAUUCUUUGCAAUAAAAAAGUUUCCGAUAAAAUAAAAGAUUUUACUAAAUUGUCGAAAAAUUCUCUCGAUAUCUCGAUGGAAGAAUAUCUUGACACAACGUCCAAUACGUCGCGAUGUUGUCGCUCGACGAGUAAAUUUACUGCGAGCGAUAGGCGAGAGGAAUUUGAAAAAUCUCACAAGUCCGCAAGAUUGUCAAAAUUUUACGUAAGCUCAUCAAAUGGUAAUUUUCGCAGCGUAACUUCUUUCACUGCGAUCAAGUGUGGAACAGCAUCGCGUAAGAAUAAUGAUGCCAAAGUACUCGUGAUGACAAAAUUUCGCGAGUCCGUCGACAGGUCUGUCGGCAGAAUAAAGCGUCUGAUUCACGGGAAACUGAGAAAAAUAUUAUUCAACGACGGAAUCAAAACGACGAAUGCAUCGAGAAAUUUAUGGAGGAGCAAAGAAUCCUCUGAAAAUACUACGAGAGGGAUGACAAGCGGAAGAUGUACACAGGAUUACAGCAUAACUUCGUGCUCAACUUGUAACUGCUGCAGACACAGCUGUACUCUCUCAUCGUGUGAAUCUUCGAACAUGAUUCUGUCAAUCCGCAGAAAUCGACAUAGAGAAGAGAGUAAAGAUGAGAUGAAAUUUCGCGAUCGUAGAAUAAUCGGUGGCAGCGAGACCUUGUCAACUUUCCGCUCGAUCGAAACUGCUUACGAUUUGUUGACUCCUACAGUAGUCGAGGAUAUGAAAAAAUACGUGUUGAGCAGAAGCGAUCGAUGUAACAAAGAGAAAAGAACUGAGCAAAAUAUCGUAAAAAACCGAAAUCCUUGCGACUUUAAAAAUUAUGGGACAAGUAUAACAACCUCCUCGCAAUCGACCAAAGUAUCCGGAAACGACUCGAAAUAUCACGAACGUUACACGUGCAAACAGCGAGAGGAGACACGUGACGAUAAACGUGUCUAUGAAGGGAUACAUAAUCAAGAUCGAUGGAAGGAGGCGCGACGUGCAUGCGAACGACGUGAAAGGACGCACAGACAAGCACCGAUUAAAUAUUCUAGCAAUGAAUCUCUCGGAGCGUCAUCGUCGUACACUUGGAGAGGAAGAGUUAGAGAUGACCAUAAGCAAUCUCGAUCUGGCAGGUCGAGAGCGAAAAACACAAGGAGACUGAUAUCUUCGGGCAAGAAUUGGCAGAAGUACACAGAUCGUUCCGACGACGAUCGUCUACGUAAGAAACGCGUCUUCGGGAUUUUGACCGACAUCUGUAACGAUUACACGGACGAUCUCGAUCUUGACUUCAAGUUACACUUGUUGCGAUAUGUCGAACUCUGCAGAAGUGUCAAACGCGCGUUGAUGAAGACGCUGCAAUUCAACGAUGAUUUUUACGAAGUCGACACAAUAUCUAGUGCCCGGUGGCGAUCUAUGGAAAAGUUUGAUUGAAGCGAUUAUUUCGUGUUAACGCGCAAUGCUAUAAAAUAAUAUUGUUAAUACAUCGCGUAAUAAAACACU